CCCCGGCCUCGGCCACACCAGCGGCAGCCAUCCAGAUCAAGUUCCGGACGUCGCUCCGCAACACAGUGUACGAUGUGAUGCGGGAUCGGUCGUGGCGCGAAGGCGACUCUGAGAUGGACUGGGACUUUUUCUGGGCAGAUGUGCACUGGGUACACGAGACCUUUGACCAUGUGUAUCUGCAAGAGCACCAGAAGAUCAACCACUACCGCAACCACUACGAGCUCACCCGGAAGGACCUCCUGGUCAAAAACGUCAAGCGGAUGAUCAAGACCAUGGAGAAAGAGUACGGAAAGACCGAGGCUGCAAAGUUCGAGUUCAUCACCACGUCCUAUGUGCUUCCCCAGGAGCACGCCCUGUUCCAGGAAGAGUUCAAGCGCAACCCCGGAUCGGUGUGGAUCAUGAAACCCGUCGGCAAGGCACAGGGCAAGGGAAUCUUCCUCAUCAACAAGAUGUCGCAGAUCAGCCAGUGGCGCAAGGACCCGAGGGUGCGGGGUGGAUCGGACGGCGAUGCACCCGAGGCUUACAUUGUGCAGAAGUACAUUGAGAACCCGUAUCUGAUCGGAGGGAAAAAGUUUGACAUCCGAGUGUAUGUGCUGGUGACAUCGUACUAUCCCUUGGUGGUGUACAUCCACCGCAACGGCUUUUGUCGCUUCUCCAACUACCAGUUCUCGAUGAACUCAAAGGACAUUUCGAACCUCUACAUCCACGCCACAAACGUCGCCAUCCAAAAGACCUCGCCGCACUACGAUGGCGACAAGGGUUGCAAGUGGCUCCUGCGCAACCUCAAGACCUAUCUCACCAGCAAGCACGGCACCGCCGCCAUCAACGAGCUCUUCACCGAGAUGGAGGCGCUGAUUGUGCGCAGUCUGAUGAGUGUCCAGAAGGUCAUGAUCAACGACAAGCACUGCUUUGAGCUAUACGGAUAUGACAUCCUCAUCGACGACGCCCUCAGACCAUGGCUGCUCGAGGUGAAUGCGUCGCCGUCGCUCACGGCCGAGACCCAGUUCGACUACGACCUCAAGUAUGCAAUGCUCAACGACGCCUUUGAUGUCAUUGACUUUGAGAAAAGAUACACCAAUGACAAGAAGCUCAGGACCCGUGUUGGCGGCUUUGAUCUGGUUUACAACGACGGACCUGUCAAGCACGAGCGCACCAGCAGCUAUGCCUCCUAUCUCGGAUGCUAUCACCCAAUCAAGCGUGCUCCGCGCAUCAAGAAGCGGCUCGGUGGUGGGGCGGGAUCGGGUCCCACCGUCCCGAAUUGAG
This is a messenger RNA of Polychytrium aggregatum, 1263 nucleotides long. Its product is annotated as tubulin-tyrosine ligase family-domain-containing protein. Gene Ontology annotation, cellular component: cilium. Bases 78 to 1262 code for a protein of 394 amino acids. The record is from RefSeq and is a predicted model, not a curated record. Gene Ontology annotation, molecular function: tubulin-glutamic acid ligase activity; tubulin binding; ATP binding. Gene Ontology annotation, biological process: protein polyglutamylation; microtubule cytoskeleton organization. The transcript has 8 exons. NCBI's taxonomy places the organism in Eukaryota, Fungi, Chytridiomycota, Chytridiomycetes, Polychytriales.